Opisthocomus hoazin is the source of this 666-nucleotide messenger RNA. The record is from RefSeq and is a predicted model, not a curated record. Lineage: Eukaryota; Metazoa; Chordata; Aves; Opisthocomiformes; Opisthocomidae.
AUGAUCCCGGCCAAGGGCUUCAUUGCUCCGUUCCCUCACCUGCCAACCACGGACGGCUGGGUGUUGCGAAAACCGCUCUCGGGUCAUUCUCUGGUCUCUCUUCCAGACAUGGUGGCAGUCCUCGGGGAGACCACGGGCUGCUUUGCCCUGCCCAACCUGCGAGACAAGAUGAAGCACCACCCUGAAGGUUACCGCAUCCUCCAGGAACGGCCUCGCAUCCGUCUCUCCACCCUGGACAUGGCCAGGCUGCGGGGGCUGCCGGACGGCACGCUGGGCCGAGAGUAUGUUCGGUUCUUGGAGGACAACAAGGUUUCUCCGGACACCCGGAUGCCACCCAAGUUUGUUGAUGACGAAGAGCUGGCGUACGUGAUCCAGCGGUACCGGGAAGUCCACGACCUGAUGCACACUCUGCUGGGCAUGCCGACCAACAUGCUAGCACCGAAUCUCCUGUGCCAGGCCGGAGGAGCAGUGCCCAGGCCUGGCUGCCCUUGCCUGGGCACAAGAAAGCUGCGGGUCCUGGCCACGGACCUGGUUCCCUGGGCGAUUCGGAGCGGGCGCAACGCCAGCUGUAUCCUGAACGUCUACUACGAGCAGCGCUGGGAGCAGCCGGUGGAGUCCCUGCGGGAGGAGAUCGGCAUCUUCCCUCCCCCGGCCAUUCGAGUGUGA